Molecule: messenger RNA, 264 nt
Organism: Gongylonema pulchrum
Lineage: Eukaryota; Metazoa; Nematoda; Chromadorea; Rhabditida; Gongylonematidae
Source: the annotation of a GenBank genome assembly
AUGGUGUGCCCAAAGAUGGAGACUUGUUCGGAGCAGUGCUUCCGCGAGGACGUACUACAUGUCAACUCGUGCGCCAAAAAACGCUGCAACAUACACUGCUUCGACGGCGACUGCCCGCAUUGUAUUAGCGUCACCAAACGCAUCUUUCUGCGAAUAUGCCGUGAAUAUGAUGUAACAAAUCUUCCGAACGUGAAAUUUGAUGGGAGUUGCAAAGAUCUAUUCGAUUAUGUCCUCAAGGAGUACGUUCGUAGUCAAACAACGUGA